GAUCUUGGAUAAGGAGGAGGGGAAAAAACCAAACAGCGGUCGGUCGGUUAAACAGUGGUAGCAGCGACUCCUCCUUGUACAGCUAAAUGUCGACUUUACCGUAAGCUAUCCCAACUCCGAAUGUCUGAUGUGGAGAUGCCCGUUCUUCUUGAGACAAUGCUUUCUUGUGUUGUUUUGCCUAAACUGCAUGUUUGAGUUCUCAUCAAAGUGUGUCAGUAUUGAGGAGAUGAAAUCAUGUGGAAGCCAGUGACCGCUUGUACAAACAAUGGAUAAGAUGAAUAAAAGCCCAACGAAGAUUGAGAUGGAUCUGGCUUUCGGGUCAGCCAAGCUAUUUGGAUCAUCCAGGAGUAUAGUCAGGAGGAUUGGGUCCACUCUCCCUCUUGGUCCAUGCCCUAGAGUCCACUUUCAGCUCCACCCGUUCACUGCCCUCAACCCCCCCGGCACCCCUAAUGGGCUUGUGGCCUCCCUAGCCGAUGUGGCCUGGAUCGACAAUGACGAGAAGGACUUCAGUGACAGUCCCGGGUCGGAGGCUCCGUCGGGCCUGGUGUUCCGUACGCAACCGCCGCCGACGCUCCGGCGCCAGUGCUCGCUACCCAGCCUGCACGAGGCCGAGCCGGCGCCGCAGGGUCCGACGGCGGUCAACGAUGAGGCCAUCCAGAAGAUCAGCGCCCUGGAGACGGAGCUGGCCCGCCUCAGAGCUCAGAUCGCACAGAUCGUCCUGGCGCAGGAACGUGGCGCAAACACAGCUGCUCCCCCUCCACCACCUCCACCUGGUCCCAACAUGCCUCCGCCACCUCCUCCUCCUCCCCCUCCUCCACCUCCACCUCCGCCACCACCCGGUCCCCUGCAGAGGACCUACUCGGCCCUCGACCUCAUCAGAGAGCGCCGCGGCAACAAGGGCGACAGCCUACAGCAGACCGUGCUGGACUCGGGGACCAAACCGCCCAGCAUGCUGGACGUGCUCAAGGACAUGGGCAAGGUCAAGCUGCGCUCCGUCAAGAGUCGGCCAGAGGAAGGCAACACCAAGCCAAAGCCCACCGACCCAACAGAUGCUGCUGGCCUCAUAGCUGAAGCCCUGAAGCGCAAGUUCGCUCACCGGUACCGCGAGGAGAGCGACCACGAGAACGAGAGCGAGAGUGACUUCCACGUGCCUCUCCCUGAGCCCAAGCUCAAGCCCAGGCCCAAGCCCCAGCCCAAGCCCCACACGGACACACCUCUGUUUGGGCAGCACCUGCUGAAGUCGACGGGGAAGAGGAGGGUGUUGUGAUGGCGGAGGCGUUGCUGGUGUAGACUGCUGCCUAAUCCACUGCUGGUGGCCCUCCCUGUCUUUAUGAGACAUGGAGAGACACGACCACGCAUUAGGAACAUGGGUUUUCCCUUCUACAGAGGCUCACGGGGGAGCCUGCAGUCUGGCUGCAGUGUUGUGUCACACUUACCAUGUCAGUUAUUCUCGGCACUUUCAAAAGAGUAUGGCUGUGCGUUGCGAAUGGACUUUAUGUAUGUUUUAUGUUGGGUGUAUGUUCUUUUGUUUUGUUUUUUAAAUGCUUUAAGGCACGGCAUUUCUGCACAGACUCAUUUCAUUGGAGUCAAAUUGUAGGUUCUGAUGAACUGUAUCGGAAUGUUUUUAUUUGGAUUUGUUUGUUUUUCUCUCGGUAUGUUUUUGGUUAGAAACAUGAUGCAGCCAUGACUGAUCACUGGCACUACAAUACAUUAGCCAACCCAAUACACAAGUCUAGGACUUUGUUCUUGGUUAGGAAACGUUCAGUUAGGGUUAGGAAACAUUAGGUUAGAGCUGGGAUGGGUUAGGUUAGGGUUAGGUCAGAAAAGAGCGAUAGCUGGGGGUAACAACGCUCAAGCCAAAUUCUUAUAUAAAAAAACACAAAUGGACUGACGUGCCUUAACCUGUUGUCUCAAAAUGUAUACAAAAGUUAUUCCUUAAAACAACUGUUUUAUUUGUGGUAAAAUGCUACAUUCCUUGUUUCUGACUUUAUGGCAUAGUUUUAGUUAUUUUUAACAAUUCUUAUGUUUAAUUUAUGAUUCUGGGAAAGUUAUUUAUAUGUAAAGUUUAAGUUCUUUAACAUCAACACUAGAAAUGGCUAAUGUCUGUUGAAUUAUGUAUGCUUCAUAUGCAUGUACGUUAACUAAUGUGGAACAUUUUCAGAGCAUAUUUCAAACUUGAUUUCAGAUCUUACGUAAAGUACCUCAGCAUGUGAUAAAAUACACAAGUUUCCAAGUUGACCACAUUUCUCUUCAAAACGGCACACAAAAUACAAGUUUUCUUCAUUUUCCAACUCAGUUGAAGAAUAUUCUUGUACUUAAAAAGAAACAACGUGUGUCAAAGAUCAAUUGAAAUAUCUUCCUUGUCCAUUCCAAUUCUUCAAGAGGAACACUAAUGCUUGGUGGGUGAAGCAGAAUGACUGCUUGAACCCAUUCCAGGUCUAACCUUUUUAUAAGUACUUUAUUCUUUCAUUGCCCUGGAAUAUAGUAUUAAUACUGUUGUACUGUACUCUGUGUGGCGUGCUGGUAGGUGUGCCUAUUUAUCCUUUUGCUGAACCCAGAUCUUACUUGAGGCUGUCAGAAACUUGAUGCCUAAACCCAGCAUUGACUUGACUGUUGGCCGUUGAACUUGAGAACUACUUAAAGGGCCCUGUACUCUGUUGUGUUUCAUGGAGUGUUAUAGCGUUUUUGCUGUGUCUGUUAUUUAAAGCCAUCACCAAAACACUACGUAAGUCUUAAUGGCUCAGCUUUACCUACAGGAUUGAAGGGAAUAUCGAAGCAUCGUCAGGUUUUCAGAGCAUGUUUGACUUAUUUUAAAAGAGAAAACUGUACCAAAAGAAACAAUCUUUUGAACACUGCAUGGAUUGUUUGAUUACAAUUAUGCUGUUGGAAUACUGGAAAAAUCAAAUGUACAAAUAAAAGUUUAAAGAAUGUUACAACUUGA
Messenger RNA from Sardina pilchardus (European sardine), 2941 nucleotides. RefSeq names its product mitochondrial fission regulator 1 (gene mtfr1). The transcript has 9 exons. NCBI's taxonomy places the organism in Eukaryota, Metazoa, Chordata, Actinopteri, Clupeiformes, Clupeidae. The record is from RefSeq and is a predicted model, not a curated record. Gene Ontology annotation, cellular component: mitochondrion. The coding region runs from base 266 to 1267 and encodes 333 amino acids. Gene Ontology annotation, biological process: aerobic respiration; mitochondrial fission.